This is a messenger RNA of Aspergillus ruber CBS 135680, 1239 nucleotides long. RefSeq lists its product as uncharacterized. Gene Ontology annotation, biological process: mitotic cell cycle phase transition; regulation of cyclin-dependent protein serine/threonine kinase activity. Gene Ontology annotation, cellular component: nucleus; cytoplasm; cyclin-dependent protein kinase holoenzyme complex. The transcript is spliced from 2 exons. The coding region runs from base 1 to 1239 and encodes 412 amino acids. The record is from RefSeq and is a predicted model, not a curated record. Lineage: Eukaryota; Fungi; Ascomycota; Eurotiomycetes; Eurotiales; Aspergillaceae. Gene Ontology annotation, molecular function: cyclin-dependent protein serine/threonine kinase regulator activity.
AUGGCUUUUCAUCGCCCUGCAUCCAGCUACCAGCCUUGCGAUAGCUUCUUCGUGGAGACAUACGACGACUUCCGUGUACCCCGGAUGGACCCCAAGGAACAUGCCAGGCUCAUUGCCCGUGAACGUCAAUAUGCCAUUGCGGAUGAACUAUCCAAAAUGACCAGUGAUGAACUGCGUGAGGAUAUUGUGUCUCACAUGUUGGAUAUGGAAGCUACUACUCUUCCGGACGUGGAAUCGAUCGAUAUUCAAACCGAGAUCCAAUGGUUCAUGCGCCCUUACCUUUUAGACUUCCUGAUCGAAGCACACACUGCCUUCCAACUUCUUCCUACAACGCUGUUCCUCACCAUCAACCUUCUGGACCGAUACUGCUCCAAGCGUGUGGUGUACAAGAGACAUUAUCAGCUCGUUGGAUGCGCAGCCCUCCUCAUUGCCGCCAAGUAUGGCGACAAGAAGGAUCGUGUGCCUACCAUCAAGGAGCUGAAGUCGAUGUGCUGCUCGUUGUACGAUGACGACAUGUUCAUCCAAAUGGAAUGGCACGUUCUGCAGACCUUGGGUUGGACCAUUGGACACCCGACCGUGGACAGCUUUCUUCAAGUCGCCGUCAUGGACUCGCCUUACGAGCCUGAGGUUGAGCACUUGGCUCUUUACAUCCUGGAAAUUGCCUUGUUUCACCGCGAGUUCGUCUCCAAGCCUCCGUCGGACCUUGCCCGUGCAUCGUUGGCUCUCUCUCGCUGCAUCCUUAACCGUCCUCAGCCUCGUCAUACCGAGUGGGCUGCUCAAUACGAUUCGAUGACCCUGGUUGGGCUCUCACAACAGCUUCACCAGCCGUCUCAGGUCUUGGCCCGGAAGUACUCGUCGGCCCACUACUCCAGGGUUUCGAAGCUCCUCGAACAGUUCCUGGCCCGCCAGGCUUCCAUUUCCAGCUACACCCCGCCUUCUCCUCCGUCUGAAGUUCCCGCAGAAUCGAAGCCGUACCAUGGAGAGAUUGGCCUGGCCACUCCGCAAAAGAACAACCAUCUUUCGGACAUGGCAGGCUACCUCACGCCGCCCAUCACUCCCGAGAAUGAGGCAUUUGCCCAUGCUGGCAACUCUCACUUCGUUAAGGGAGCUAUGUGCGCAUCGCCGACUCCCCCGCCUACCAUGCAGUACGUGACUUCCCAACCUUAUCAUCAAGCGGAGGCCACGUAUGUCCAACAAUUCCAGCCGCAGCCUCAGAUCGCUUUCCAGACGGGCUUUUAA